Microtus ochrogaster (prairie vole) is the source of this 2539-nucleotide messenger RNA. It is a transcript of the gene Stk33, whose product is annotated as serine/threonine kinase 33. Gene Ontology annotation, molecular function: ATP binding; protein kinase activity. NCBI's taxonomy places the organism in Eukaryota, Metazoa, Chordata, Mammalia, Rodentia, Cricetidae. The record is from RefSeq and is a predicted model, not a curated record. Gene Ontology annotation, biological process: protein phosphorylation.
CCCCUCCCAAGCUCCACGCACGCGGAAAGCGGGGGCUUUGCACUUUGUCCCUGUGAGGACCCCGUCCAUCUCCCGGGUCGGCUCAGCGGCCUGAGAAAAGUUAAGCUUCAGCUUCUUUAGGUGUGGAGUUUGGGGCAGGGCUACCACCCGCGUGGAGUGUGCUCCUCUGUCAGAGGCAGCCCGCUUGCCGGCGCUCAUGCGCGAAGCGUAGCGCCUCAUUAGCCCAAGGACCUCGCCUACCGGAAGUUGUCAUUUUUACCAGCAAUCCAUCACGUCCCUUUUAACCUAGUUUUCUUUUGCACAAAGUGGAGACAUCUUUUUCACGUUAUUUUUGUUAUAAAUUUAAGCCAAUGGCUGACAAUGGCCUGGAGGAAAUACCUAAGAAGUGCCCCCACUGCGCAUCGUCUCAGGCCGACCUGCUGUGUGUGUGUUCAGCAGUUAACGCUCCCGUUUUGGUGGUGGAAAUGUCACAGACAUCGAGUAUUGGUAGUGCAGACAUUUUUGCUUCACAAGAGAGAAGAAAAGAAAAAAGUGCUAGCAGAGAACCUUCCGUGAAAGACUUGUCCACAAGAUUAAAUGUGGAGAGAAAGGCUUCUCAGCCCCAGUGGAGUCGGAGCAAUGUCACAGAAGGGAAAGUUCCACACAUACGAAUGGAGAAUGGAGCUGAUAUCGAGGAAUUCUAUACCUUCGGAAGAAUAUUGGGACAGGGGAGCUUUGGAAUGGUCAGUGAAGCUACAGACAAGGAAACAGGAACUAAGUGGGCAAUUAAAAAAGUGAAUAAAGAAAAGGCUGGAAGCUCUGCGGUGAAGCUACUGGAGCGGGAGGUGAGCAUCCUAAAGAGUGUCAAACACAAACACAUCAUCCAUCUGGAGCAGGUGUUUGAGACGCCCAAGCAAAUGUACCUUGUGAUGGAGCUUUGUGAGGAUGGAGAACUCAAAGAAGUUCUGGAUGUCAAAGGGCACUUCUCAGAGAAUGAGACAAGGCUGAUAAUUCAGAGCCUUGCGUCCGCUAUUGCCUACCUUCAUAACAAGGAGGAGUGUUUGAUACAUUAUUUGAAUGUACACAGAAAUCUCACCUCAACUCUGACCUGUUCAGCUAGAGAUAUAGUGCACAGAGAUCUAAAGCUGGAAAACAUAAUGGUUAAAAGCAGCUUUUUGGAUGAUAACAAUGAAAUGAACUUAAACAUAAAGGUGACUGAUUUUGGCUUGGCGGUUAGGAAGCAUGGCUCCAGGAGCGAAGGCAUGAUGCAGACCACGUGUGGCACUCCUAUCUAUAUGGCGCCAGAGGUUAUCAAUGCCCAUGAGUACAGCCAGCAGUGCGACAUUUGGAGCAUAGGUGUCAUAAUGUACCUUUUACUGUGUGGAGAGCCACCCUUCUUGGCAAACUCGGAGGAAAAGCUCUUUGAAUUAAUAAGAAAGGGAGAGCUACAAUUCGAAGAUCCGGUCUGGGAUUCUGUAAGUGAUUCUGCAAAAAACGUUCUGAAACAACUUAUGAAAGUAGAUCCUGCUCACAGAAUCACAGCUAAGGAACUUCUGGAUAACCAGUGGUUGACAGGCAAUACAUUUUCUUCAGUGAGACCAACCAAUGUAUUAGAAAUGAUGAAAGAAUGGAAAAAUAACCCUGAAAGUGAUGAAGACACCACGACAGCUGAGAAGAUGGAGCAGCCAGCGAAGGAAAAGUUGAAAAGUGGCCAAGUCAGGGGAAAGGUCCCUGACGUCAAUGACAGUCCAUCUGCAAAGGCGGCAAAGCAGCCCACCACUGCUGCCAAGAAACUAGAUGUAGAUGAUGCUGACACGAGCUACUCAAACUCAACAUCCAGCAAACUACUUUCUGCCGAACUCAAAGCAGAACCCGAGAAGAGCUCCGGGACUGUGAACCAGGCAGUGGCGGCUAAGGGCACCAUGAAAACCUCUUCCUUUUUGCGAGGCAAGAAGAAGCUCUAGGGUUCUGCCCAAUGCUGCUCAAUGCAAGACCAGACCGCUCCUCCAGUACUGAAGGGAGGGGAUAGGAGGGGACAGUGGACAGCAGGGUACUGAGCUUUUAGCCUUUGGCUCUGCUUAGCCCUGCAUGGGUUACACCAGUUUAAAAUUGAAGCUAGUUACUAAAGCAUCAUAGCCGCACGGGGCACUGAAGGACAGCGUGGGUGUGCGUGGGGCAGGCUGCAGCUCUCGCCAGCUCCAGGGUUCCAGGGUUAAGGGACAAGUGCUCUCAGUGCAAGGUUGGGGCCAUACUUGCUCAGUUCUACUCAAAUUCUUAUAUUUAGGCACAAUUAUUUAUAAGGGAAAAAAGAGGCCAGAUACAGUGAUGGAGGUUCUAAUGAUUAUGAGCACUCAGCACUAGGAGACGUCAUUAGAUGAUUACUAAUAAAAUGGUCAUGGCCACAGGCGCUGUGGCAGAAGCGAUGCAGUCCCUCGAGUGUCCUUGUGGUUCUAGUUGCUAUAGAUGGCUUAAGACAAGUUACUUUAAACAUAGAAAAGUAGGAUAUUUUGUAACUGCUUGCAUUGGCUUGCUGCUAUUCUCCCAUCAUACUGAUUAAAUC